AUGGACACCUUGCCCUUCGCCCUCCUACUAUUUCUUUUGUUUUCUGCGGUUUCGGCGAGUCAUUAUGUUCCGAGCACCUCCACCCUGCUGACAACGUUUCUGGAGCGUAAACAUAUAUCGGCGGCACCACCAGACGGGUUAAUCAUUGUGAAGUAUGAAAUGGAAUUGGUGCAUAUACUGGCGGUUGAUGAAUUGAGGCAAACGAUACGGGUGCUAGUGUACGUUACACAGGAAUGGACCGAUAGCUCAUUAUCCUGGAAUCCGGCCAACUUUUCGGGGCAAGAAAUGACAUGGCUCCCCGUCGGAUCUGUCUGGAUCCCCGAUACCAUCGUUUUCAAUAUGCUUGACCAUGCUGACCUCCUUCAACACGUUCGAAUACCGGUGAAAAUCAACUAUACGGGCAAAGUUGUCUACACGUAUCCGGCCAUUUAUAACGUGAUGUGCACAUUAGGCAUCCAAGAUUUUCCUUUUGACGACCAGGCAUGUGUUUUACGGGUCGCAUCCUGGGGGUAUGAUAAAGGAAAGCUGCUGCUCAAUGCUUCUCAUAAGCCCGUUUUGGAGCAUUAUCUCUGCAAUGAGGAAUGGGCAUUAACCAGCGUUGGAAUCACGGAUACAACCUAUGAGCACGAGGGCACGGUGGUGUCAGAGGUCGAAUAUACGAUCAACAUCCGAAGAAAGCCACUUUUCUACAUGAUCUCAUUGGUCUUGCCAUCAGCUAUUAUUUGCGGGCUUUCUAUAGCUGGGUUAUUUGCACGUUUUUCUACUCGCGAAGAGCGACAGGAAAAAUUUACGCUCGGGGUGACAGCCAUUUUGACGAUGGCUGUGUUAUCGUUAGUUGUAGCUGAAAAGGUUCCGCAUAGCUCGGAAGAAGUGCCAUUGAUGGUUGUAUAUUUCCAUUUCAACAUCAUCAUUGUCACCGUUGCUACGAUAUGUACGUCUACAGUGAUGGGAAUUGAAUUCCGGGGCAUCACACAUCCCGGCCCACCGUCAGAAUGGUUGCUCCGGAUAUUUCUUAUUUCACGCCAUCAAGACCGAGAAGAAACUGACGAUGAAACGCAAGGAACGUCAUGUGCUGUAGAGCCAGAUGAGGCAACGAUGGCGCUCAAGAAGAACUUUGAAGAUUCUGAAUUAUGGAAAAUACUAAGCCGACGGUACGGAAGCGCUCGUUUGGCUGGUGGUGAUCAUCAGAAGCGCCGUCCACUCGAUACCGACGAAGACGACUACUCGCCCGAGAAAAAGAAGUGCAACAUGGAGAUGGGACUGGGAAUGAUGCCGAUGAACAUUGGAGCUGCCGGAAUGGGGGCUCCAGCUCCGUUCGGAAUGGCACAGGCCAUGCCCGGGAACAUCAACAUGAACGAGAAUGUCGUCGAGGUCAUCAGCGUUCCGGAUAACACCGUGGGCCUAGUCAUCGGCCGCGGUGGCGAGCAGAUCUCCGCCAUCCAGUCGCAAUCCGGAGCCCGAGUUCAAAUGUCGCCAGACAGCGAGGGUACUGGUCAACGUCAAUGCACCAUUCAAGGAGCCAAGAUGUCCGUUGAACGCGCCAAGCAGUUGAUCUAUGAGGUCAUCAGCCGUGCGGGCAACCGUCCACCACCAAACCAGGUCGUCCAGGCUCCGGGACCCGGCAGCAUCACCGUCGAGCUGCUCAUCCCUGCCAACAAAUGUGGUCUUGUCAUCGGCAAACAGGGCGAUACCAUCCGCCAACUUCAAGAACAAUCCGGCGCUAAAAUGAUGAUGAUCCAGGAUAACCAAGAGGUUACCGGCCAAGCUAAACCGCUGCGCAUCAUGGGCGACCCGGACAAGGUGGAACUGGCCAAGAAUCUGGUCGAGAACAUCAUCGCCGGCGGACCCGAGGGCAUGGCCAGCAGCCGUCUUUAUGGCACGGAGGCAACCGCUCGUGGAGAAGUCAUCGUCCCGCGGGCAUCCGUUGGUAUGAUCAUCGGCAAGGGCGGUGAGAUGAUCAAGCGACUGGGAAUGGAAACCGGAACCAAGAUCCAAUUCAAACCUGACGAUGAUCAAACAACUCCUGACCGCACGGCAAUCAUCUCCGGAACCCGCGACCAGAUCGACAAGGCUACCCAGCUCAUCACCGAGUUGGUGCAAAAAUCGAUGGGCGGCGGAUCUACCGACACGUUCUUCAUGCACGUUCCCGCCAACAAGACUGGCCUCGUCAUCGGCAAAGGCGGAGAAACCAUCAAAUUGAUCAACAACGAAUCCGGCGCGCACUGCGAACUGUCUCGGGAUCCACCCCCGAAUGCCAAUGAGAAGGUUUUCAUCAUCAAGGGCACUCCCUACCAAAUCCAUCAUGCCCAGCACAUCAUCCGUAUCAAGGUUGGCGACAUCGCACCCGGCACCCCCGUACCUACCUUCUCCGGCCCUGGCGCUCCCGUUGUCCAGACCCAAAUGGCCUAUGGACAACAGCCUGGCUUCAACGGCGCUGCUACCCAAUUCGCUCAGCCGAUGGCUGGAAAUAACUGGAAUGGCAACUUCAACCAGCGGGCCCAACAACCGAUGGCCAACGGUUGGCAGCAACAGCAGUACUUCGACGCGAACCAACAGUCGGCCGCUCAAGCCCAAGCAGCUCCCUACGCUCAAAUGACGAUGGCAAGCAACCCCUACGUGCAGCAGCAGCAAUACGCCGCCCCUGGAACCACCCCGGCGGCCCAGCCACAGGCACAGCCCCAGGGAUCUGCCCAGCCAGCCAUCAACCCCAGCACCGGACAACCAGAUUAUUCGGCUCAAUGGGCUGAGUAUUACCGCCAAAUGGGGAUGCCUGAGCAGGCUGCCGCGAUCGAGAACCAACUGAAGCAAACCGUUGCUGGCCAAGGACACCCAGGUCAAGCCCAAGCCCAGCCACAAGCCGUCAAUCCACAACAAUUCGGCGGAUACCAACAGCCCGGUGGCGUUCCCGCAGCCCCUGGAACUACGGUCCAAUCAUUUGCCGGCGGACAACCCCAACAGUACGCCUACUCGCAACCGUAC
Messenger RNA from Mesorhabditis spiculigera, 2979 nucleotides. NCBI's taxonomy places the organism in Eukaryota, Metazoa, Nematoda, Chromadorea, Rhabditida, Rhabditidae. The record is from the annotation of a GenBank genome assembly.